AUGGAGUCCGAUCACGAGGAGUAUAGAAAAUCCAUGGGGGAUAGGACCUAUGGCACCUUCCUCUUUACUCCUCAAUGGUUUUCCAAAAUGACUCUAGGAUCAGUGGGUUAUUUCGAUAAAACCGGAGGGUGGCAUCAAGUCACCAAUCUCAUGGAGGAAGGCCGUCCAGAACGAGAUGGGUACAAGCCAUUCCGCCGGGAAGGCCUGGAAUAUGCCGAGCCGCAGCCGAUCUUUUGGGAAAAUAACUCUUCAGAGAUUGAGAAGGGACGGAGCUACCGAGGCACGGCCGAAGGGUCCGGCGCCAUGGCUGCGGCCCCAGCUGAGGCAUCAGUUCAGGUGAAGGUGAGCAACUCGUCGACCGGCUCAGCAGCCCUCAUCACCAGGUCGGAGGUGCAAAAACACGGCAUCUCAGGGCACGCCAAGCAUCGGAUGAUCGAUUGGGUGACAGAUAAUACAACAGAACUUCUUGAGCAUCCGGACUUUGGUCGCGAACUCAAGGGGAAGAAGGAGUUAUGGACGGUCGCAGCCACAUGGGUUACCAAGGAGUGUGCGAUCAAGUUGGCCAGUGGCAAGAAGCAAGACCUAGACUUGUCCUUUGACGUGGGAGCGACGGGGAUCGGUAAGCUGGGCGGCGGCAUCGGAGUAUUUGAGCAGCUCAAGAGGGAGGGGUGUCAGUCAUACCCCCCUGUCGAGAACAGUAAGGGCUAUGUUGUCUCGUUUGCGGGAGUCAGACAUGUUUUCUCGAGGAGGAAGAAUUUCAUUGGAAAGGCUCCCCUCAAAGAGUAUAAACACACAAUAAGCGUUCCACUUCCAAAGACUACAUCCGAUUCAGAUGCAACUGGGCCUGUGGUCAAGACUCACAAUGUCAAGUGGGAAGACUGGGACCUGGAGGAGACGGAGGAUGAGACGGAGGAUGAAGAAGUUGAUGACGAAGGAGGGUUCACGUGUGAAGCAGUUGGGAUGAGUGAGAGUGAUACUGAGACAAACUAG
Molecule: messenger RNA, 990 nt
Organism: Aspergillus pseudonomiae
Lineage: Eukaryota; Fungi; Ascomycota; Eurotiomycetes; Eurotiales; Aspergillaceae
Exons: 3
Coding region: 1-990 (329 amino acids)
Source: RefSeq, a predicted model, not a curated record